AAAUGCAAGCUCUGACGAAUGUUCUCUAUCAUAUUUAAAACGAUGAAAAUUAAGCAAGCGGGAGGGAAGGAGGGAGGGAAUCUCUCGGGAGAGAGCGAGGGAAGCUGGAAGUGGAGCUAAAAAUGGAGGAGCAUAAGAGUGAGAUAGGGAGAGUUUGUGUUACUGGAGCAGGGGGUUUUAUUGCCUCCUGGCUUGUGAAGCUUCUCCUCUCCAAGGGUUAUAAGGUUCAUGGCACCGUCAGAGAUCCAAGUAAUGAAAAGAAUGAUCAUUUGAAGAAGUUGGAUAAGGCCACAGAGAAUCUGCAACUCUUUAAGGCAGACUUGCUUGACUACAAUACUGUUGAGGCAGCUAUUUCUGGUUGUGAAGGAGUCUUCCAUGUUGCUAGCCCUGUUAUUUUAAGCGGAAUUUCGAAUCCAGAGGAAGAACUAAUAAAACCUGCUCUUGUGGGAACUAAAAACGUACUCAAAGCAUGCACGAAGGCAAAUGUGAAAAGAGUUGUGGUUGUUUCUUCUGUUUCUUCUAUAGUAUCUAAUCCAGAUUGGCCACAAGGUACUAUAAUGGAUGAGAACUGCUGGUCAGAUGAGGAGUUUUGUAAGUCCACUGAGGAUUGGUAUUCCCUUUCCAAGACAAUGGCAGAGAAGGAAGCAUUCAGACAUGCUCAGGAAACUGGACUUGAUGUUGUCACUCUCUGUCCAAGUAUAGUUAUUGGACCUCUACUGCAAUCAACUGUGAAUGUCAGCAGCUUCUUGCUCCUCGACAUUUUGAAAGGAUCCAGUGAGUAUACAGAGAAGGAUCGUAACUGGCUUUUUGUUGAUGUUAGAGACGUAGCUGAAGCUGCACUUCUGAUAUAUGAGAAGCGUGAGGCAUCUGGACGUUAUAUUUGCACACUUGACCCCAUUAAAAUUGGCGACUUCUUCGGCAUGUUGAAGAACAUAUAUCCUGGUUUUAAAUACCAUAAGAAUUUCCGUGAGCUGGGUAUAGAUUUACAUAUGAGUUCGGAGAAAUUGAGGAAGAUUGGUUGGAAGCACAGGACACUAAAGGAGGCCGUUUCUGAUUCAGUUCAAUACUAUGAAGAAGCUGGUCUUUUAAAAAUGGAAUAGAAGCUCAUGAAAUGCUGAAUUUGCUUGAGAUUAAAUUGUACAAAUAAAACUGGCAUACUCUGAAUGUCCUAUGAAUUUCUUCUAUCACUCUUGCAGAAACUCUAUGAACUUCAUGCUAUUUGUAACUUUCUUUGAUUAAGCACUUGGCUGCAAUAUUGAGGGUUGGUUUGGUGUGUGCUGCAAA
Messenger RNA from Dendrobium catenatum, 1284 nucleotides. RefSeq names its product cinnamoyl-CoA reductase 2-like. Bases 123 to 1100 code for a protein of 325 amino acids. The transcript has 6 exons. Lineage: Eukaryota; Viridiplantae; Streptophyta; Magnoliopsida; Asparagales; Orchidaceae. Gene Ontology annotation, molecular function: oxidoreductase activity, acting on the CH-OH group of donors, NAD or NADP as acceptor. The record is from RefSeq and is a predicted model, not a curated record.